AUUAGAACAGUCUUUCGAGCGCUCUGCUAUCUAUUUGUCGUCCUACGUCGCUGUGACGUUUUUCUUCGGCAAAAUCGCGCGGCGCGUGUUAAGUAGUCCUGCCAGACUAAUGUGGCUCCCCAGAAAUUUGUCUCGGAUACAAAUAAGGAAGGAAUAAACCAAAACAACACAAAUCGUCUGGACAAGCAAGGGCUUCUGUGCUUCAAAAAUGGGUGACGACGCAGACACCCCUCUUGAGAGGGAAAUGAAGGAUUUUCAGUUUCGUCAGAUGAAGAAAGCGAGGGUCUUUGACCCUGCUGAAGAUCUGCCAAAAGAAAGAAGUAGUCUGCUUACCAUCUCAAACAAAUUUGGUUUAACCUUUGUCGGGCUCGACAGAACAUUCAAAGUUUACCUAACUAAAGACAUUCUGGCUGCUGAUAGAUUUGACGGCAAUGCCAAUGAAAUAGUUGACGGUAUAGCAGCAUUGGCAGAGGUGAAUGUGGAACCGGCCUUGCACCACUUGGCUCUCAGUUGUGAUGAGCUUACUUUGUCAGUAUGUGGCAUGUCUGAGGAGGGGCGUUUGUCCCUCACAUUUUAUGAUGUCCGCACCUUCAUGAAUCAGGCAAGACCACAGAAGCUGCCUUUUGCCUCGCUACUGCCGGCAGUACCACCUGGCACUUUAGUGCAAGACCUUAAGUGGAAUCCUGUGCAGGCAUCCAUGCUGGCCGCCUGUCUGUCUGACGGCAGCAUGAUGAUUUUGGAUGUUACAGACAGUGUCAAAGUGCAGACUACGCUACCAGAUUCAAGUGGUAUCACAUGCCUUUGCUGGAGUCCAAAAGGAAAACAAGUUGCUGCAGGGAAAAUGAAUUCCACAGUCUGUCAGUAUACACCAGCACUAGAAGAGAAAAAAGUUAUCCCAUGUCCAAAUUUCUACACCUCUGAUGAACCUGUCAAAGUUCUGGAUGUGCAGUGGCUGAGAACUUUUGUGUUUGCAGUGGUUUAUGCUGCGGCAGAUGGGUCCCUUGAGACCCCUCCUGAGCUAGUGUUGAUCUCCCUUCCUAAGAAGGAUGAGAGAAUAGAGACAAAGUAUUUGAACUUUAGUGACACGGUGUACGGCAGCUGCACUGAGAGACAACAUCACUACUUUCUCAGCCAUGUGGAGGACUGGGACCUUGUGUUCGCGGCAUCAGCAGCUUCCAUUGAAGUCAGCGUCAUAGCUGCCAGACCAGAGGACAAGAGCUGGGAGCUUUGGAUCCUGGAAGAUGCGAGUCGAGCUGAGCUUCCAGUGACUGAGACGAAUGAAGACACUCUGCCCCUUGGCUUAGCCAUAGACUACACCAGCCAGCAGGAGAUCCACAUCACUGAUGAGAAGACCUUGCCCCCACAACCCACUAUGCUGAUGCUAUCCACGGAGGGAUUACUCUGCCCAUUUGCUCUGCUCAACCUCAAUGAAGGAGUUAAGCAACUGAUUUCAGCCCCCGCUGUCCUCGCCUUGGAAGGGGAGAGGCUGCCAAAGCCAGGUUCUUUGGCAGCCCAACCACCCAAAAUCGCUGCCUCCAUCCCAUCUGCCCCAGCAACAUUCCCAAACCUUGGUCUUACUUCAGCAGCUGCUUCCACUCCUCCAGCCCCGGCUGCAUCUUCUUCCGCUGCCCUAUUCAGCAUUGUUCCCACAGCUCCUGUGCCGACAUCAUCAUCAGGCUUCAUGUUCUCGGUCCCGACUACAUGCUCAACAGCCUCCUCAAGCUUCUCCUUUGCCUCAAAACCUCCCUCUGAAACCCCCUCAGCGCCCUCUGCGUUUUCUUUCACCCCUUCUAUCAAACCAACAAUGGCACCUCCAGUUCCAGCGCCAACACCCCAGAGCAUUGCAGCUGCCUCCCCACCGACAGUGAAACUUAAUCUAAAUGAGAGGUUUUCAGCACUGGAGACCCCAGCACCAUCCCCACAUUCCUUCACCUUCAAUUCCUCACUGCCCAAAACAGUUGCCCCCAUAUCGAGCAGUUUGACCGCCCCUUCACUCGCAGCCACUAAGCCACCAGCUGUAUUAACCCCAGUGCGUCCGGUUCAAACCAGCACACCAGCCACAGUCGUCCAGAAACCUGCUCCAGCUGCACAGGGCCGUGUCCAAACUCCGCAGGCAGCUGUUAGUGUGAAGGCCCUGGAGAAACAGCCACAGCAGAAGAAAGACUCUGAUCCAAUCAUGGCUGGAAUACAGGAGGAGAUUGCACACUUCCAGAAGGAGUUGGAUGACCUUAAAACAAGAAGCGCAAGAGCUGACUUCAAGGUUGGCACCAAUGAUGAGAUGAAGGAGUUAAGAAAGGAGUCGGAGGACCUCCACAUUUUCACCCUGGAGAUCAAGGAAACUACAGAGUCUCUUCACGGAGACAUUGGUACACUGAAGACAACUUUACUGGAGGGCUUCGCUGGGGCAGAAGAAGCCAAGGCCCAGAGUGAGCUCAGCAGAGACAGAAAUUACAGACAGCUGCUGUAUAAAAAACCUCUGGACCCCCGCAGCGAGGAACACCUCAAGGAGAUCCGCAGGCUGUACCAGUACGUUAUGUUUGCGGUGGAAGAUGUCAAUGACGUGCUGGAUGUUGAAUGGGAGAAACACCUGGAGAAGAAGAAAAAGCAGAAACACAUGGUCGUGCCAGGGCGUGAAGGACUGUUUACUACACUGGCCAACAACCUGUACAUUAUCAACCAGCAGAAGAACAGAUUGGACCAGUUGAUUAAGCAACUCACUUCACUGCGCCUCUACAACAAGACUACCACUCCAACUAUACACAGCAGUACUGCGACAGCAACAAACUCUGGUUUGGAAACUGAGCUUGAGAGUUUAAGAGAUGCACUCCUGAAAACCAGGCUCGACAAAACCCCUCCUAAGCCUAAAUCCAAAUCUCCAGAAGUCAAGAUAUCACCAGUGAAGCAGUCCCAGCUGCGUAACUUCCUCUCAAAAGGAAAGAUGCCUCCUGUCCGCUCAACCGCACCAGCCAACCUGUCUCGCUCAGCCUUCCUUUCACCCAAAUACUACGAGGACUUGGAUGAUGUGAGCUCUGCGUCCUCCCUGUCCCAGUCGCUGGAGCCUCACCCAGCAGAUUUGGAGCAGGAGGAGGAGGAGGAACUUCAGACAGAGAUCCUUCCCCUUCCCGUCAUGCCUGCAGCAUUGUCCACCCCUCGCCACCCCACAGUCGUGAGGACCCCCUCCAUUCAGCCAGGCUUCGGGGCCAUCCAGUCCACCCCUUUAACAAAAAUUCAUUCAGUACAGGGUAUGGGCUUUGGACUCAGCCCAAUUGCCAGCCCUGUUCCAACCAACAAGAUCAACCUCAGUGGGGCUGAAAGCACUGCUCUUGCCACAAAGACAGUAAAACAUGGAGCCCCACCAAUUGAGAGGACAGUCCCCGUCACUAUCCCUGCCCAGCAGGCUGCAGCUACUGCUGCUCUACGCAGGCAGAUGGCCAAUCAGAAGACAGCUGUCGUCAGCACUUCCUUGACAGAGUCCACUUUGAAGACUGUUCCUCAGGUGGUCAAUGUCCAGGAGCUUAAGGAAAAAGGUCCUCCUAUGCCGGUUUCCAAUAUCAUCAGCUCAUCAAUACAAGAUCCAGGAGCUCCAGCUUUUGUAGCAGUUUCUUCCAACCAGGCAAAACGAAAUCCUACCCAGGGUAUCCAGAAGAUGGCCGCUGAAAGUACAACCACCCCACAGACAGGCUUCAUGUUUGGUCAGUCAGCUAAAACAGAUGUUUCAGUGGCUCCUGCUAGCUCAACAGAGCAAAGCUCCAGCAAAGGUUUCUCCUUCGCAUCAGGGUCCACAGGCUUCAGUUUUGCUUCAGUUUCACAGGGAACUGGAAUGCCACCAGUGAAGGAUGUGAGUAAAUUCUCCUUUGGAAAUGGCAAGAUGAUGUUUGGCCAGACUGGAGAGGAGUCAUUCUCCCUCACCCCAAAGUCCACCUCCCCAGCUCUUGGCACUGCAUCUCCCACCCUGCCUCCAUACCCGUCAGGAGAAAAACCCACCUCUACCACAAUCGCCCCCAGGAUCGAGCCACAGCCCCUGAGGACAAUUGGAGGAGAAACUCUGGGCUGUUUCUCUGGACUACGUGUAGGCCAUGGAGAUGAAGCAAAAGAUUUAGCCACAAAACCUGCUGCUGGCUCUUUCACCUUUGGGGAAACUGGACUUGGUAUGACCAAGGGAGCAGCACAGUUUAGCUUUGGUGCAGGUUUCCAAAAGUCUGCAGAAGAAUCUACAGGAGUAGACUUGUCCAAGGGGGUAGCAUCAGGCAGUUUGUUCAAGCCACCUGAACCGACCCCCAAACCGGCCUUCUCUGUUCCCCAGUCUAGCUUAACUGCCUCAGCUUCACCUACGUCUUUUAGCAGUCUUCUUGCAGCUCCUGCAGACUCCACAGUGGAACCAAAAGUUUCCCCACAACCCUCAGAACCCACCCCACCCCCUGAAAAAGAACCUGCUACUGCACCAGCUGCGGAUAGCACCAGUCCUCUUGUGAUAGCUGAGCCUGCAGCGGAUGCAGCCAUCACAGAAACUGUGGCAGCAGCCACAGUUUCAGCACCAACACCUGCACCUCCUUUGGCUGCCCUUACCCGAGAACCUCCCCCCUACUUCUCUGCACCACCUGAAGCAAUCCCUCCAACAGCAGCCAGUGCAGCUCCCACAGCAGUAGCCACACCAGACAGCACCACCACCGCUCCUGUGCCCGCUUCAGCUGCUGCCACCCCUGCUGCAGCACCUGUCUCGCAGGUUGCUCCAACAGGUUUCCAGGUACCCAGUUCUGACAAACCAGGUUCCAUUUUUACUCAACCUCCCCCUGCAAUAACAGACAGCAGCUCCAUUGGAGUUACACCAGUUAUCAUCACAGUUGCUGCUGCAGCCACCACUCCCACCCCUACGAUUGUCAGCAGCACAACAACAACUACUGCUGCCAGCACUGUGUUUGGGCAACCUGCUGAACCUCCAGCUACCGCCGCCCCCUCGGCCCCCACAGCUCCCACAGCUCCCACAGCCUCCUCAGGUCCUGCAGCCCCAGCAGCCCCAGCAGCCCCAGCAGCCCCAGCAGCUCCAGCAGCUCCUGCAGCCCCAGCAGCCACAGGAUUUAGCUCAACUGCAUUUGGUGCACCAACUGGAGCUGGUUUUGGCAAACCUGUGUUCGGCCAGGUGGGUGGCUUUGGCCAGCCUGCCAGCAAUACUGAAACAUCUGGUGGCUUUUCUUUUGGCCAGUCACCAUUUGGAGCGAGCUCCAACAGUGCAACUACUGGCGGAGGACUUUUUGGUGCUGCUACUGCUACCAAUGCCAGUUCCUUCUCCUUUGGCACAAGCAGUGCCAACACAGCCAGCAGCACUGGCUCAGGGAUGUUUGGACAAACCACAGCACCAGCAUUUGGCCAGAGCUCUGGAUUUGGGCAAGCGCCUGUGUUUGGGAGCAACACCACCACUUCCUCAUCUACAGGAUUCAGCUUUGGACAGCCCUCAGGUUUUGGCUGCUCUUCCUCAGCCCCUGUGUUUGGCCAACAAGGUAGCAGCGGGAGUGUAUUUGGACAGCAGCAGCCAUCAUCUGGUGGCACUUUGUUUGGCUCAAACCCAGCCAACACAGCAGGUUCUGCUGGUGCUGGAGGGUUCUUCAGUGGCUUGGGAGGCAAACCGAGCGAAGAUGCUGCCAACAAGAACCCAUUCGGUGCCAGUGCUUCCACUGGAGGGUUUGGACAGCCUGCUCAAACAGGUGCCACCAGUCUGUUUGGAAAUAGCGGUGCCAAGACCUUUGGUUUUGGGCAGUCCUCCUUUGGUGAGCAGAAACCUAGUGGGACCUUCAGCACUGGUGCAGGGAGUGUCGCAGCCCAGGGAUUUGGCUCCUUCACUAGUCCGACAAAAGCAGGUGGUUUUGGCAGUCCUCCAGUAUUUGGGAGUCCCCCUUCCUUUGGUAGUUCCCAAGCAUUUGGUGCUGGAGCAACAUUUGGCCAAGCACCCUCCUUCUCCAGUAACAUGGGUUCUUCAGCUGGUAAAGUGUUUGGAGAGGGAACAGCGGCUUCCAACAUGGGAGGAUUUGGGUUUGCCUCACCUCCCAGCGCCCCGUCCUUCGGUGCUCUAGCCAAUCAGAGUGCUCCGUCAUUCGGGGGCCUGGCCCAGCAGGGCCCUGGGUUUGGAAGUCAGCCCAGCGGCUUCUCAGGCUUUGGACAACAGCCACAAGCGGGAGGGUUCCCUGCAAACACCUUUGGGUCUGGAAACCAAUCAGCCUCUCAAACAUUUGCCAGUUGGAGAAGCUAGUUUUAUUAAAGCUCCACGUCACUGCUACAGUACUUUCUGCAAUCAAGCUCUUUGUGCCACAUAAUGGGUGAAGUAAAGGGGCGAAGAUGGUGUUGCACUUUGGUUAAAUCCAGUAAAGUAGAAGAUAAAUAUUGAGAUAUUUUGUUUUGUAGAAUAUAUAUGUAGUAUAUUUUAAAAAAAGUUUUCAAGCAGCUGGCAAAGUGCAGUUCAUUCUCUACAUGUAUUCAUUUAUUCAUCUUGGAAGUUUCUGUCUGACCUUAGUAUUUUCUUAGGACACAGGAGAAACAAGUAGAAGAUGGGUUAGUGAAGUACCUAGUUGAUCGGACCAGUUUUUUUGGAAAACUGGGAAUAAUCUUUUUGUAAAAAGGUUCACAGCCUUCUUCAGAAAAUGUAGUACAUUGUUGCCGUUUUCAGAAUUUUUUGUUUGAUUUUUGGCUUCUGGGUUCAUUUUUAAGUUUUUAUUUCUGCACAUUUUAACAUGGGAAAUGCACAAAAAACAUUAAGCUUCUCAACAGUUCACUGUUUCAUUGAAUUCUGUGAAAUUGUUUUCUCAGUAUGGCGAUUAGAAAUAAAUAAAUAAAUACAUGUGCACAAACAGAAUUUACCAAGACUAAUUAAACCCAACAGUUUGAACUGUCAUAAAGACAACUGUGGUCUUAGGUGAAUAAAAAGUUAUAUAUUCCUUUUUCCAAAGAUUUUUAGCAGUACAUCCCAGCUUGAUGUAUAUUUUUAUUUGAAAAAGUGGAAAUAAAUGAAAUCUCUCAAAUGAUUUGUCUGUUUAAAAUAGUAUUUUUAAUGCAGCCAUGUUAUUAGCUCAUAGAAUAUCUUUAUUUGUCUUAGUGAUCAUGAACAAAAGCAAAUGUUAUUCACUAAUAUAGUGCUUCUUUGAAUCUUGAAAUCAAAUUUAAGAAGCUUAAAGCAUUAAAAAUUAUUAAAAGCAUUCAGCAUGCUCCUUAGAUAACUGACAAAGUAUAAAUCUAAUACUUCUGGGGUUUUUGAAAAACAUUUUGUUGAAUUAAUGUUUUGCAAAAUCUUUACUGAAACAUCUUGACACAGCAUUUCACCACAUCACAGUUAAGUAGCCGGGUGUCACUGUGCUUUGUUUUUUUGUUUUUCAAACAGGAAAAUGAAAUCUCAAUAUUAGCCAAACAAAACUCAGUUUAAUGUGAGGUGGCAUGAAGAAUAGCUUGGCAGCAAGCCCCAGGCCAUGUGUACACGGUUCACUAAUUAAUGCUAAAUCCUUGAUAUGCAGCUCAUUCCUCCAUCUUCAGUAAGGAAUGCAUUGACUCGCAUACAGAGCUAAAUUGGGCUGCGGGAGAAUGCUGAUGGGGAUAUAUGGCUCCUAUCAGAGCCUUGAUGUUGUGGCAUUUGGCCACCAUCGACAGAAUUACAUUCCCGGCUUAUGGCUGUGGAGCAUGUCACUGUCACUCUGUCCAUCCUUAUCUCACGUCUCACACCAAACGGGUGGCAGACGUCCUGGUCGCACUGAAGUGGCACGGGAAUGUCAGGGUCAUAAAAUGUGACCUGAACCCACCCACAUGCUCAAAUGGUCAAAUCUGCAUUCCUUAGUUAGAGUGACUGCAGAAAGCUGCAGGCUUUGUAGUUGUGAAAAUAAUUGGAUAUAAAUAAAUAGGGUUGGUUUUUUUUUAAUCUUUAUUUGUUUUUUAAGACACAUAACAAGCAUCAUCAUAUACAUGAUCACAAUGAUGUUUGAUCAGCACCAGCUCUAUUUGAUGUCUCAGGUGAAGAAUUACAGUUGGCAGAUUAAAGAGGCACACGGGCAGUUACAGAGCCCAAAGUCUGUAAUGCUUUCAGCUAAGGCGGAUGAGCUUAUGUGAUUUUCAGCACCCACUCCACAACUGGCCUCUAUGAAAGCAUUAAAGGCAGAGUGGUUUUUAUUAUCUUUAUUAAAUCACAAAUAUAAGAGAAAUAUUGGCAGUACUUCUUUUCUUGUGGCAUGGUUCCUGAUGAUGGAAAGUCUCACAAACACUCAGGAGGAUGGCAGCUGUCUUCAUGGAAUCCAGAUAAAAAUAGCUUAGUCAAAACCACCUCUCACCCCUCCCCCAACCCCACCUUCAGUCUCUGUGUUUUCCCAGCCACCCCCCCUCCCAGAGCGAGUGAUGAUUAGCAGCUCUUCAGCACAUCCUGCCUGGCUUUGCUGACAUACUCAUCAUGUCUGCAUGUGCAGCUGCACGCCCCAGUGGGUGCAUCUUUUGGGUCUUGAGGCAUUUCUAUGAACAGUGGUGAAUGCUUCUGAUUCUGGUCACUUCAGUGCCUCCCAUGCAUGUAGCAGCCAGGCUGUACAGGUCGCACUGCUGUGUGAGGCUGAGUGUUAUCCAGAGCAUUUGUGAGCACCAGCUCCUCUGAGAGAGCAUGCUACAAUUUUCCCUAAUGGGUAAUUUUGUCCGCGCAGAUAAUCCAAAUCCAAUAAUCCACCAACAGACAAGGGAGACCUCGCCCCAUGUCUCUCUUCUCUCUGCACACUGUGCUGACAUGGCGGUGCAGAGCAGAUCGAAGGCCUCCCUGUGUUUGGAAGAAUAGUACCUAAGCAUAGCCACUUGUUACAGUGUUGUGAAAAAUUUAGAAGAUUUCACAAGAUUUUUUAAAUAUUUUUACAAUCAUAUUUCAAAUUCGGUUAUCCCCGAAUGUUCCUCAAGUGCACAUACCAAUACUCGACUUUUGUGUAAAAUAUUUUUACCAGACAAAAAAGUAAAAAAGCAAAGUCUUUGGUGUAUACUUGGUUAUUUACUAUUACUAUUUAUUUCAAAUACUAUUUAAUUAUUCAUUUUAUUUGUAUGUCACUCCUCACCUGCAGCUAUGCAUUUGUCUCUUCUUUAACUGCUGUCACAGUACUGGUAGUAUUAAGUAGCAGUAUGUAAGGACAUGAUCACUCCGUAUGCCAGUAUUCAUGCUUAAAUGCUAAGCAUCGCUUUGAGCAUUAUAGCUGCACUGACACGAGCAUCAUGCAUGAUAAAUAACACCCGAGCAGCUAUACCAGUAAAUCCAUCCCAACCUCACAAUCUUUAAUUACCUACCUGACUCAGUUCCUCCUCUUUCAUUCUCUUUGCCUCUCCAUCUGACUCACAGGGAUUACGCAGUUCAGUGUCAUUACUUAUCCUGAUACUUCAAAGGAGCUUUAUUCUGAGACUGUUAAUUUCAAUCAAACUCAAUUUAGUUUUUUCCAAGUUUACACAAAGUGUCCAGAAAAAGAGGCCAGCCUCUGGAGACGAAGCCAGCACUCUACAUUUACACAUGAAACAACAUAAACAGUUGCAUGCAACGGCAAUUUCAACACUUACUUUGCAUGUGAAUGGAUUAGUGGGAAUUGGUUUAAAGUCUUAUCUAAUAGAACUGGUUGUGGAUGUCAGGUAUUAUCACAGAUGUCGGGGGGAGGGAGGGCUUUGAGCAUCACCAAAGCCGCACAGGGUUGCUGAGGUUUUUGAAGGAAAGUGGCCCCCAUAAAAAAGUAUUUCAAAGGUACUGUACAUGACUUUCAGAACUUGUUUCAGUCUCUGGGAUUGCCUCCAAAUGGUUCUGGCCAGAGACUCAGUGCUACGUUAGGUUGCGCUAAGGUUGCUCACAGAGAAGACAGUGCUGACAGAGCUAACAGUCUUAAUUGGUGUUAGCUUCUAUAGCUCACCACAGUAAACUGGCAACAUCAUACACAGUGGGUCAGGACAGCAUUAUUAGCAGGCUAAGGGCGCUUUCACAACCCAAUUUGGUAAGUCUGAAUCAGAGUGAAAUUGGUACUUUUAGUUUAUUUUGUAUUUAGUCUGGUUUGCUGUCAAAGUGCAGAAAUGUAAGAAAAAUAUAUAUUUAUUUGCAGAUGGGUGUGUAUGAAGGCAGAGUGCUGGGAAUAUACUCGCAGUAUUGUUUCUUAUUGGUUGGAAAGUUGGCGGGUGGAAAUGUUAACCCGGAAAUCAAUAAAGCAACCAAGUACCUUUGAGUCUACCGGCCGAAGUCAGCAGAAGUCCAAGUCAGUCCUCUACCAGUCCUAUUGCAUCUGUCUCUCUGUGUACAUCUCACAAAAUGCCUACACUGAUGGCCCACAAUCUGCUGCGUUGUGGUUAUUGUUAUUGCGUCGCAUAAUGUUCACAGUGCAAUCGAAACACUGGUUCGUUUGAAAGCAACUUGCAACUGUUCUUGUACCAGUUGUUUUGGUCUGCACUUGAGUACAAUUGAAGCGACCAAAUGAGCUGUAACAAGGGUUUAACCAUACCAGAGUUCGAUUGAAAGGGUAAAUGGUAAAUGGGAUGCACUUAUAUAACACUUUUAUCCAAAGCGCUUUACACUACACUCAUUCACUUAUUCACACACACAUUCAUAGCGAUAGCCAAGGCUACCAGGGCACACUGGUGCCACCUGCCACCAUUGGGAAUUAAUUCACACACCGAUGAACGCAGCAUUGGGGUUCAGUAUCUUGCUCAAGGAUACUUCGUCAUGUAGGCUGCCAUGGUCAGGGAUCGAACCACCAACCUUUCGAUCAGAAGACGACCCGCUCUACCAACUGAGCCACAGCCGCCCCAAAGGGACUACACUUUUGCUUGUGAAAGCGCCCUAAGAGUACUAACAAAGGCAACUUUGCUGACAGAGCUAACAGUGUUAAUGGGUUGGUUAGCUCCUAGCUCACCAGAGUAACCUGGCUAGUACUCCUGUACCAAUAACAUAAGUCUGUUUUCUAAGGUGAUGAAAAAACAUAUUUUCAUUUUCAGCAACCAAAAGUUGAUGUCUGAUUUGCAGCCUGUCAUCCACUUCUAAAAGUCUUAAACCCUCCUUUACGUAGUUUUCUCAUUUAUUAUUUCAUUAUCGCUAACCACUUAUCCUUAAUUGGGGGAGAGGCGGGGUACACCCUGGACAAGGUGCCAGACUACAUAUAGACAGACAACCAUUCACACUUUUAUUGAC
This is a messenger RNA of Centropristis striata (black sea bass), 11146 nucleotides long. RefSeq names its product nucleoporin 214 (gene nup214). The coding region runs from base 209 to 6241 and encodes 2010 amino acids. The record is from RefSeq and is a predicted model, not a curated record. Lineage: Eukaryota; Metazoa; Chordata; Actinopteri; Perciformes; Serranidae. Gene Ontology annotation, cellular component: nuclear pore. The transcript is spliced from 36 exons. Gene Ontology annotation, molecular function: protein binding; structural constituent of nuclear pore. Gene Ontology annotation, biological process: protein import into nucleus; RNA export from nucleus.